Prunus armeniaca (apricot) is the source of this 921-nucleotide messenger RNA. The record is from the annotation of a GenBank genome assembly. NCBI's taxonomy places the organism in Eukaryota, Viridiplantae, Streptophyta, Magnoliopsida, Rosales, Rosaceae.
AUGACACCAGCUGCUGUCAAAUGGAGUCUUCAAGAACUCAGCGCGAAGCUUCAUCAUCUAAAGAACAACCAGAUAAAGAUAAAAAGCACUAAAGCUCAAGAGCCAGAUGAUGAUUCUGAAGAAGAGAAUGAAGAGAAUGAUGAUGAUUCUGAAGAAGAGAAUGAAGAGGAGGAUGAUGGUGCUGAAGAAGUGAAUGAAGAGCAUGAUGAUGAUGCUGGUGAAGAAGUGAGUGAAGACAAGGAUGAUGCUGCUGAAGAGGUGAAUGAAGAGCAUGGUGAUGCUGCUGAAGAAGAAAAUGAAGAGGAGGAGGAUGCUGAAGUGAAUGGAGACCAUGAUGAUGCUGCUGAACAUCAAGUCCAGCAACACCACCAGGUACAAGAAGACCUCCAAAAUGAAAUCCCAGAAUACCGGAAUUCAACGUUGUUUGAGGAAAUUGUUAGAUCAGUACCAGAAUACAAGGAGGAUGAAAUACAGCUUACAAAAGAGUAUAUGAUGGCGAUCAAUAAUGCUGCUGAAUAUUGGACGAAGAAAGGAGAGCAUCAAAAGAUCCGUGAUGCAAUAGCAUCUUGCAUUAAAAAGAAUAAAUUGAUUCAGAUGCUGUACAAUGAAAAAGAAGAAUUAUUGAAGCAUCAGCAGCAACUGCAGAAGAUGGUUAAGGAAGCAGCACAUCACAAGAAAGUCAUACAAUUAGAUGUUCAUCAGGAAAAAUCCUACAUGACAAAGCUGCAGCUAGAAAAUGAUCAACUUCUUGCAGAGAAGAUUUCCUACUUGGACAUUAUUAAUGAAAAGGAAGCUGUUAUUGUCUCGUUGAGAGAUCAAAAAUUAGCGCAAGAACUGCAGAGUGAAGAGGAUAAAGAAGAAAAGAAAGAAGGUGAAGCAGAAAAGAUAAAAUCAAGAAAAACCAGAUUCCUCAUUCCCUAA